AAAGCAUUAGAGCAUGAGAGUGUUAAUGACCAUCUCGAGCCAUCUCGCCCAGGCGCACCGCUCGCUCGAGGAGCUCAAGCUACGCAACGAGCGGAACCGGAUCAUGCGGCUCGAGGUGCUGCUGCAGAUGGGCUCCCUCUCGCUCGCCCUCGCCGCCGUCUCCGGCGGCUUCUUCGGCAUGAACCUGCACUCCGGCGUGGAGGAGGUGCCGCACCUGCUCUGGCUCGUGGCGGGCGGCACCGCCGGCGCGUCGACGCUGCUGCUGCGCGCCUUCCUCCGCUCGGUGCGCACCUUCCACGGGCUCCAGCGCGACCAGCUCCUCGCCACCUCGGCGCUGCAGACCGCGCUGCAGGGCGCCGACCCGCGCCCUCGACCACGCCCACCCCGCCCUCCAGGACGCGGCUCGACCACGCCUACCUCGCCCUCCGCCACGCCGGCGAGCUCGCGCCGCCCUCGCAGAGCUUCGGCGAGGGCGGGAACGGCGGCGCGGCGGCGCCCGUCUCGCGCGCGCGGCUCGCAAAGGCGCUCGCGGCGACGGGUGCCACCCUGGACGAGCCGCAGCUGCGCGCGCUGCACCACCUUCUCGCCGAGGACGAGGACCAGGUGUACGACGUGCUCACCCGGCCACGCGGGGGCGAAGAGGGGCGCGGCGUGGGGCCGUAGAGCGCCCGCGUCGCGCGUGCGUAUAGGGAUGUAGCCUCUCGCGUUGGCACGCUGUACAAAAGGGCGGGCUUCGCUUGUAUAGAGAGAGAGAGAGGAGAGAGAGGAGAGAAAACGGUUCAGUUCUC
Emiliania huxleyi CCMP1516 is the source of this 788-nucleotide messenger RNA. RefSeq lists its product as hypothetical. The record is from RefSeq and is a predicted model, not a curated record. The coding region runs from base 14 to 697 and encodes 227 amino acids. Gene Ontology annotation, biological process: magnesium ion transport. Gene Ontology annotation, molecular function: magnesium ion transmembrane transporter activity. The transcript has 4 exons. NCBI's taxonomy places the organism in Eukaryota, Haptophyta, Isochrysidales, Noelaerhabdaceae.